AUGGGCGAUACGUUUGCGGAGUUGCCAGAGUUCUUCGAGACAGAGCUCGCAGAGAGUAUCCGGUCGCGUACAGAAACGCUUUCGUCGUUCCGUGAGUUAGGACCACCCGAUCUGUGCCAUGUGCUCAAGUCUAACGGACGCAAAGACGUGGGAACGUACCACCUAGUAUCAGGCGUCGACGCCUCCUCUUCUGCCACGCUUGCGACAUACAUCACGAGCCUGUCGUAUGAAAUUGAACAGGGAUCCGCUUGGCUUGGUAGUAAGGCAUCUUUCCGCAUUAAAGGUGGCGUGUUUUGCUGCUACAAUGCAUUUUCGCGCUUGGACUUGCGGGUCGAAGUGUGCAUUCCAGGCAGUGUACAGACAUAUACAGUGAAUGCACGCGGCGAGCGCGGGAAUGCAACACCCGAAAUCUGGCAGGAGACAUACUUGUCGGCAGUACUGCGCGCCAUCUUGUACGCCGACCACCCGACGUACUCGCUUCUUGGGUAUCGCAAACUCAAUCCGUUUCCUACGCCUGACCACGAAAUGCGCUUCAUCAUGGCAGCUGAAAACUUAUUCUUCAAGGGCUGGCAGCUGGGCAGCGAUCCGGAAAUUCAGGUCGCUACAAUCGUGUACAACCAUCUGUCGGCUGGCAUCCUCCGGUACUUUGGUGGUCUGUCGCGCUACGAACACGCCGUAAAUCUGUUUGAGAAGUUGUGGUCUCGAGAGCCUGAGGUUGCCGCGCUUGUGGCACGCUCGUACCUCUACAUUAAUGAAGAAAUCAAGGCCGUUCAGAUCAUGCACCAGGCCCUGCAGCUGAACCCACACAACUUUGCCGUGCUACAUGUCCAAAUCGACUUUUUAUGCGCCAAGGGCCAGGUACAGUGGGCGGUGGAACUGGCUAAACAGGCGGUACGGUGUGCGCCAAGUGAGUAUGUGACGUGGGCGAAGCUUGCGGAGUGUCACAUCAAAGCGGGCAACUGGGCUGAGGCGCUCCUAACCCUCAACUCAUGCCCGAUGUUUACAUACGCCGAGCCCGACUUGCACCGCAUUCCACCCGCAUCUCGGACACAUCUGCCAAUCCCACGACUUGCGCUGCAAAGCAAGCUACUAGAGGAAGAUCCGACGUCCACUGCCGAUGCCGACCCUGCGCUCUUACGUCUACCAGCCCCUGCUUUGCGCGGCACAUUUGCUAGUGCCUAUGCCAUUCUCACAAAGCUUGUUCAUGCUUUGGGCUGGGACGACUUGCUUAAAUAUCGCUCGCAGGUAUUUGUCAUGGAAGAGGAGUAUCGCAAUCCACAACCCAAAGAGCAGGCGGAUCAGCCAGGAGAGUCAAAUGAGCGCGGCGAUCACUGGCUUACCUUCACGGAUAAGAGACUGUGUGAGCGCUGGCUCGAUAAUCUGUUCAUGGUGCUGUAUGAGGACCUGCGAAUUUACACCAUCUGGCGCGCCGAGCAAGGUCAUUACGAUGCACAGUCGUUACCAUACGAGCGCACCGGCAAUGAUUGGGAAAUUCUAGGCGAGCUAGCCCUCCGUCUGCAUCACCCCACAGAAGCAUACGAUGCGUUCGUGCAUUGCAUUCAGGCCAAGUUCAGCGCUAAGGCGUACAUGUACCUACUAGAGCACUUUACCGAGACGCUAGACGUCGAAAAGGCACUGUCGGCGGCUAUGCAUCUCGCAGCAUAUCAACACCGCUGGUACGGUGAUCACGUCUACCCUAGCAAAGUCGGCCAAUGCAUCUUCCACCUUAUAAGAGCCGAGGGACUGGGCAAGGUUUCCAACACACUGAUAUCCAUGAAACCACGUCCUGCUACACUCCACAUCAUGCAACGGUAUUUUGCCUAUGCGCAAGAGUUCCGUUUAGUCGGCUCCGAUACAUAG
Malassezia restricta is the source of this 1860-nucleotide messenger RNA. RefSeq names its product Chs5-Arf1p-binding protein BUD7/BCH1. NCBI's taxonomy places the organism in Eukaryota, Fungi, Basidiomycota, Malasseziomycetes, Malasseziales, Malasseziaceae. Gene Ontology annotation, molecular function: protein binding. The record is from RefSeq and is a predicted model, not a curated record. The transcript has a single exon. The coding region runs from base 1 to 1860 and encodes 619 amino acids. Gene Ontology annotation, biological process: Golgi to plasma membrane transport. Gene Ontology annotation, cellular component: exomer complex.